This is a messenger RNA of Galdieria sulphuraria, 1241 nucleotides long. RefSeq names its product V-type H+-transporting ATPase subunit d. The record is from RefSeq and is a predicted model, not a curated record. The transcript has 9 exons. Gene Ontology annotation, molecular function: proton-transporting ATPase activity, rotational mechanism. NCBI's taxonomy places the organism in Eukaryota, Rhodophyta, Bangiophyceae, Galdieriales, Galdieriaceae. Bases 67 to 1122 code for a protein of 351 amino acids. Gene Ontology annotation, biological process: proton transmembrane transport; vacuolar acidification; vacuolar transport. Gene Ontology annotation, cellular component: vacuolar proton-transporting V-type ATPase complex; proton-transporting V-type ATPase, V0 domain.
AUAUUCGAUUGUUCAUUUGGCCACCAUAUUGGAUUCUCAGUUCCAAGUUGUGAAAAGUAUCGACACAUGGAAGACAUUAGGGACUUGAUUGGAUUCAACGUUGAUGACGGUUAUAUUGAAGCGCUCGUUCGUGGUUAUAAGAGCUCGUUGCUUUCUUCCGUAGACUAUGUCAACUUGACACAAUGUGAGACUUUGGAGGAUGUCCGUAUGCACCUAAACGGAACAGAAUAUUCAGUGGUGUUACAAGACGAACCUAGUCCGCUCACCGCUUCGAUAAUUGCGGAAAAGUGUUCCGUCAAGUUAGUGUCGGAUUUUCAAUAUAUUCGUUCGCAAAGUACAAACCCUCUUACGAAAUUUUUGGACUACUUGACUUAUCCAUACAUGAUCGAUAACUUGGUGUUGCUGGUGACAGGAACUUUGCACGAGAGGGAUAUUGGGGAGCUUCUAGAAAAGUGCAACACUCUUGGUAGUUUUCCAGCGAUGUCAACUCUGUCAAUUGUGUCUACACCUGAAGAGCUUUAUCGGGAAAUCUUAGUUGACACGCCACUGGCACCCUAUUUUGCGGAAUGUGUAUCUUUUGAUGACUUGACAGAAACGAACAUUGAAAUUAUUCGCAAUAUUCUAUACAAGGCCUAUCUUGAAGAUUUCUAUCAAUUUUGUUGCAGUCUUGGUGGAACCACAGAGAAAAUCAUGUGCGAAAUCUUGCAGUUUGAAGCUGACAGAAGAAUUAUCAAUAUUACUUUGAACUCUUUAGGAUCCAAGUUAAGUCGAGAGGCAAGAGAAAACUUGUACCCUUCCAUUGGAAGCCUCGUUCCUGAGGGUACAUUGAAACUCUCUCGAGCAGAAGAUGUACAGUCAGUGAACUCUGUUUUGGAAUCGUAUGAUCUAUUUCGUCGUCUUCUCCAGUAUUCUACGGAUAGUCCCGGGAAAUCGCUCGAAGAUUCUUUUAUAGAAUACGAGGUUCAAUUAUCGAAGAAAACUUUCGAACAGCAAUUUCAUUACGGCGUUUUCUAUGGAUUUUUAAAACUUAGAGAACAAGAAAUUCGUAAUAUUUUAUGGAUUUGUGAAUGCAUUAGUCAAAGGCAUCGUACCGGAAUAGGCAACUACGUGACCAUAUUUUAAAGAAAAUUGUAUUGGAUAGCCUACCAGAAACAUCUACAAGGAAUUAUACAAAGGUAUAAUAAGUUCAUGGUAAAGAACCUCUCAAACUUUGUCGUAACAAUAAAAUUUAUAAAAUGAGC